AUGCGCCACUUUCUUGCCCCGGCGGGGUCCGUUUUCCGCACAUACGCGACGGGUAGCAGCUCUUCACGAACAAGGCUUGGGCCGACGUUGAGCUUGGAGCAUUUUGUCCAAAGGUCUCGGGCUUUGGCAUUAUACAGACAUAUCCUCCGCGCAACUCGACGCAUUGCGGACCCGUCCACCCGAGCUGACACCCGCCGUUUUGCACGGCAAGAAUUUGAGAGAAACCGAGGGGUGACGGAUCUUGACCACAUCCGCUACCUCCUCUCCACGGGCAAGACAGAAUGGGAGAGCAUGGAAAGGUAUAUUGACGGUCUGUAA
Podospora anserina S mat+ is the source of this 318-nucleotide messenger RNA. RefSeq lists its product as uncharacterized. Gene Ontology annotation, cellular component: mitochondrion. Lineage: Eukaryota; Fungi; Ascomycota; Sordariomycetes; Sordariales; Podosporaceae. The transcript has 3 exons. The record is from RefSeq and is a predicted model, not a curated record. The coding region runs from base 1 to 318 and encodes 105 amino acids.